CGUAUCUACAUGAAGCCAUUUUGUUUGAAGCCGCCGUUCAUUAUUCUCCAAUAAACAUGCCACGAAAGAAGAACGAAGACUUUUACAAAAAGUACGGGUUUACCGCAAAGUGUGAAAACGGAAAGUACUCGGCUACGUGUCUUUUCUGUCAGAAGGAAUUGCAGAAUACAGCGCUAACAAGACUGUCGUUACAUAGGCAAACGUGCGAUCAGAAAAGAGCCUUAUCGGAGACACAAUCCAUAUAUUUGGGAAGGGGGGUCCGUCCUUCACUGAGGAUUACGCAUGAGGACGCAGAUGGUGGAAUAGAUCACGGGAACGAGGGCAAGGAGAUUAUUGUGAAGAUCCAAGAAUUUUUAGACGACUGCGAAGACGAUCCAGAUGCUGAUGGGCAGGGCCAGCAGACGGUGAUCAAGUGUGAAGUGUCUGAGCAUUGUAGCCCCCAUAUAAACUCUUCAAACGAGGACUAUCAAGCAGACGCAAUGGAAUAUGAAAUAACAGGAGGACCAGACAACCGGGAAUACGUGGAGUUUCUUGAUGAAUACAAAGAGGUGAUGCAAAGCCUGGACAAUUCGGCCAAUAAUACUGAAGAGAAUUAUGCAGAAAACAGACCGAAGAAUAACUUGGCAUCGUUGAAAGCCGAGAAGGUCAGGGCCGAGAUCAAGCAAUUCCGCAGCAAGACGCAGUUCUUAAGGACAGAAACGGAGAACCUGAAACUGGAACGGACGCUCUCAUUGCUAAAAAUACAAAAGCUGCGCUUGGAAAUAGACUCUCUGCGCGCACAAAGCUAGAACUUUGUAAGAAUAUCAACAAAACAGUUCAUUAAGCAAAAGAAUGCAAGAAAGUAUUUUAGUUGCCAAGU
Drosophila subobscura is the source of this 859-nucleotide messenger RNA. RefSeq lists its product as uncharacterized. The transcript is spliced from 5 exons. NCBI's taxonomy places the organism in Eukaryota, Metazoa, Arthropoda, Insecta, Diptera, Drosophilidae. The record is from RefSeq and is a predicted model, not a curated record. Bases 57 to 788 code for a protein of 243 amino acids.